UUUAAAUUAAUUAAAGAGUUCAGACAUGAAACAUUACAUUAGGCAUUGCGCAAAGAAAUAAAAGACAUUGAGUGUGAUAACGUCGGAUCGACCAUCCUUAUAUAUUUUGGGGUGAUAUUAGUAGACACAGUUGGCAUCGUUAAUGAAUUAUGAUGAAUUCAUCGAAACGGGACCUUGUAUUCCAGGAACGACAAGGACUUGCAAAAAAGAAAAGGAUAUAAGUAAAGACAGUCACAAUAAGUUAGAGCACUCGCUGAUCGGUAUGGAGUGCUGUAAGCUGUGCGGCAAGAGCGUAGCCAACAUAAAAAAGCACAUGAAAUCGCACAACCCCGACAAGCACCAAUGUCAAAUAUGUCUGAUAUCGUUGACCAGGUCUGACAAUCUGAAAAGGCACAUUAAGUUGAAACACGGCAUGCAGGAUGUGAUAUCGCCGUUUAUGCGCAUGGACCACAAGCAUUUCUUAGCAAAAUCCGAGGCGGGUUAUUUGACUUAGUAAUUCUUGCGUCGCAUAAACACACAGUGCGUCCAUGUGCAAAGUAUACUAACCGCGGGAUUGUGCGAGGAUCUUCGAAUCGGGUAAGCCUGUCAGGAACUCGAUUACUGACCUUAUCGGAAUAUACUAUGUAUAAUUUAAGGUAGUAGAGUAUAGAUACAACGGUCCGCUUCGCGCCAAAGCGACAGCAAGUUACAGGACCGUGUCUCUCGAUAGAUUCCACUCAUCUUUGGAUCUUUCCGAUACCUCGGAUACCUGGAGAUCUUCCGAUUCAUAAAUCCUCGUAUAUUCUACAUACAUAAUUUAUUUUUGCGUAAUUUAUUUUUCUAUCAUAUAAAUCGUAAGUGUAGAUUUGCAUGCAUGCGUUUGCAGGGAGUUGGCCUGGAACUCGUGUAACUUGUGCCCAUGUCAUUUUACACGUUACUUAGUAUUAAUCGCCACGGUCGAUAUGUCGCACGAAGGACCCUCCUCGUCGCAUAGCUAUACGUGACGAUUACAUCGUGUGCGCGUGCGUCUCUUUAGAGAGCACUAUAUUUAAACUAAAAUUAAAUUUAUUUAUUCUUGUGCGUUUAGCUCCUAAGUAUUUAAUGCUAAUGAGUAAGGACACGGGGAUCUCUUUCUCUCGCUUGAGACAAGCAGAUUCCCUUAGUUAUAGCGGAGUGUUCGUAGAAUCCGUGUAAGCUGGAGAUCUCAGUGAAAGUAAUGUCGAGUACAAAACUUCAUUCCUGUUCUACCUCCCGUUGAUCGUCCGAAUGACGUAUCGUUCUGAAAUACGGAAGACGGAGUAACGUUCCUCCAAGAUUACGGACUAUCGCCGGAUCUUGUAAUCAUCCUCCCUUUCGUCACUUUCGUGUCACGCCCGGAUCCGCGGACUUCCGCUCCGACUCCGAGGAUCUCGCGGCUUCCCUUGAUCCCUGCGUCCUCCGGACGCUAGGGUUUUCAGAUUCCUAGAUUUUUGGACUCCAGCAUCUUCGACUAUCGUCUGUAGGCGCGCAGGAAAAAUAUAUGAUCUAAACGAUGUUAAGUAUCUCUUAUACGCACGCGUCACGAAUGGUUUUGCACCGUUCCGAUUAUC
Molecule: messenger RNA, 1568 nt
Organism: Temnothorax curvispinosus
Lineage: Eukaryota; Metazoa; Arthropoda; Insecta; Hymenoptera; Formicidae
Product: zinc finger Y-chromosomal protein 2-like
Exons: 1
Coding region: 143-493 (116 amino acids)
Source: RefSeq, a predicted model, not a curated record